Heteronotia binoei (common prickly gecko) is the source of this 2998-nucleotide messenger RNA. RefSeq names its product polycomb group ring finger 6 (gene PCGF6). Bases 243 to 1193 code for a protein of 316 amino acids. The record is from RefSeq and is a predicted model, not a curated record. Lineage: Eukaryota; Metazoa; Chordata; Lepidosauria; Squamata; Gekkonidae. The transcript has 10 exons. Gene Ontology annotation, cellular component: PRC1 complex. Gene Ontology annotation, biological process: regulation of transcription by RNA polymerase II.
CAUUUCCCAUUAAUCCCCCUAAAAACUCAAUUUCCCAGAAUACCUAGAGAAUUUUUAAAGCGUGUUUUAGAAGAGCGCGCGAACAAACUCUGCGCAUGCGGUUCCUGUUCACGUUUAUGGUAAAAUAGGAAGAGAGAUCGGGGGCGAGUUUUUUUUUUAUUUUUUUUGUAGAAAACAACAUUUUCAAAGCGUUGUCUCAUUUACUGGUGGAAGUAGCCUGCGCGUUUGAUCUUUUCAGGGGCAUGGAAAUGGGCGAAGAAUUCAAGGGUGAGGGUUUGGAAGAGGAGGAGGAGGAAGAUGAAGAAGAGCCCCCGGAAGCUCCUGGUUGCUCCGGGGCGGCCUCCCGCUUCGAGAGGGAAAGCCGCUCAGAGUCCAGUGGUGAGGGGAAUGAAGAGAUGGAAGAAGAGAUAGAAGAAGAAGCUCUAGAAAGGGGACCUAGGGAGCCCUUUGGAAGCUUUGGGAUGGAGGAGGGAGCAAUGGACUCGGACGAUGAAGAUGAGCGUAUGAUUAAUCUUUCUGAACUGACACCGUACAUAAUGUGUUCCAUCUGCAAGGGGUAUUUCAUAGAUGCCACAACUAUCACAGAGUGUCUUCAUACAUUCUGUAAGAGCUGCAUUGUAAGACAUUUUUACUACAGUAAUAGAUGUCCAAAAUGCAACAUUGUAGUGCAUCAGACACAGCCGCUAUAUAAUAUAAGGCUGGAUCGACAGUUGCAAGACAUAGUAUAUAAAUUAGUAGUCAACUUGGAGGAAAGGGAGAAAAAGCAAAUGCAUGAUUUCUACAGGGAGAGAGGUCUUGAAAUACCCAAACCUGCUGUGCCACAGCCAGUUGCUGUAGCCAGGGGGAGACCUCGCAAAGUUGUAGGCUCAGUGUUCCGUAUCCCCCCAGAACUUGACAUGUCGCUACUCCUGGAAUUUAUUGGAGCUAAUGAUCUCUCAGGGAAUUUUAAGCCACUGGAAAAGAAGUUUGUACGGGUUUCAGGAGAGGCAACUAUUGGACAUGUUGAGAAAUUCCUCCGAAGAAAGAUGGAUCUCAAUCCUGGCUGUCAGGUUGAUAUAAUAUGUGGAGAUCAUCUUCUGGAACACUUCCAGACUUUACGAGAAAUCCGACGAGCUCUAGGAGAAAAUGCAGUGCAGGAUGGCUUACUUGUACUGCACUAUGGUCUGAUUCUGAACAGAGAUUCUGCACUUUAAAAGAUUGUGUAAACCUCAGAAGUCAAAGGGCUCUGAAGAAGCAGAUCAACCAUUACUGGUCCUGAAGUACACCAAAGAAGGCCAUCUAUCAGGAAAAAUGCAUUACUGUUUGCUCUGUGCAAGCUAAUUAGUAUAUGACUUAAAUCAGCAUGAAAAACAAAUGUUGUGCACACAAGUACUGAGAGGCUGAAGUACUUUCUGGCAACAGAACCCAGCUAGCUCAGGAAGAGCAUAACCACUGUGAAGUGAGCACAUCCACUCAUUUUAAUUGCUGUUUUGCGGCCUUACAAGGUCACUGCUUAUUCCCAGGAUUUCAGACAAGCCUGUGCCUGAGAGUCCUUUAAAUACACAAUGGCAAUGGUGUUCUCAGGGAUUAUCUUUGGCAUCUCAUAUACAUUCUGCUUGGUGACACUUUGUAUGCACUGGUUGAUUUGUAUAGCAAUAGUAUGGGAAACCUUUCAGAUUAGUCGAUAAAAGAAAUGAGGAACAACCACCUGUUACCAGUUUUAAGCAUUAUAUCUUCUGUUUUCAUUUUCAUUAAAAAUAGCAUUAAGCUAUGCAACAUCAAAGCAGUGGAACAGAGUGUGAAAAAAAUUAGACAACUGCUAAUAAGGCACCAACUUCUUUACCCAAUGUGAAUUGUUACAAUAGGCUGGCUGUGAGGUCCUUUUUGGAAACCAUUUAAGCUCUUGAUUCGGAUCCUAAUGAAGUCAGCAUGCAGCCUUUGUUAUGGUCCAUUAGGAUUCCCAGCUCUUGUCACCCUUGCCCAGUUCCUUCAUACUUUUCAGCAAGUCCACUUCUAUUCCUGGCUUCCAGCCACAGUCACAUCUGUGCUGCCCCUUCACAGCCUCUGUCAUCCUACUCCAAAUGUUCCAUCCCUUUCUUGUGCUUAUUCCUCAGCUUCCUUCAGCUGCUGUUUUGGAGCCUCAGUUGGUGGUACAUGACUGGGUUGUGACCUCUUGCAAAUACAAGAGCUUCAGGCAGCACUCUGUUGCAGUAUCAAGGACAAAGGAGACAGUGCCUUGAAAUGGCAACAUAUCUGAACAUUUGAUUUUAUAUCUUUUAACACAUUCACAAGACUGGUUUAGUCACAGGGACUUCAAAGAACAGUGUUUUGUAAAUGGCCUGUAAUAUCACCACAGAUGAAAUACGAGCACCUGAGACUACAGUAUACAGAACAGUGGAUAGAAUAUGUGCUUUCUGAUACAAAAGGUGCCAGUCUGCUAAUUAUUCAUUUUUCUACUUCAGUAUUCUAUCUAUUAGAAAUGGAAUUACUGCUUCAUGUGCAUAAAGACAAUAGAUUUUUCUUGAUUUUUUUUUUUAAUUACAGGCUUUUGAAUCAGUUUUUUGCUUAGGAAAAUGCCUAUGUAAAUUCAGUUUUACUGCAAUAAAUUUUGUAGAGGGAAGGUGUUUCUAAAUGUUCAUCUUAUAGUCAAAAUAUUCAGUUUGUUUUGAAGAUGUAAAAAAUAGCAGUGAUAAAAAUUGAGAACGUUGUUUUGUACAUUUUUAACCAUGUAUUGAAUUUCAGUAUUCUAAUGCUAACAGACAUGAUGGUUCUCUUUUAGAGCAGGGGUUACUGGGAAUGUCAACUGCUGCAGAAUCUCCAUCAAUUAUCAACUCUAUGAUGUAAUCAAAUAAGGUUUAUUCAUUAAAUGAAGACGUUACAGUUCCAAGACUAAGUCUUGGUGAAACUGAGCUCCCAGGCCCAGGCAUCCAAAUAUAACUGUGUGUCCAGAGUGUUACAAGUUUAAACUCAAAGCACCUUUUUUUGUUUCUAACAAUAAAAGCAUUCCCCUUUGUUAUCA